AUGAGUCCAGUCCAGUUUGCUGUUCAGAUGAACACCAAGCCCACUGACGCCCAAAGUGACGCCCGGUCCUUCCUGACUGAGGAGAUGAUUGCAGAGUUCAAGGCCGCCUUCGACAUGUUUGACACAGAUGGAGGCGGUGACAUCAGCACCAAAGAGUUGGGCACAGUAAUGAGGAUGCUGGGCCAGAACCCAUCAAGGGAGGAGCUGGAUGCCAUCAUAGAGGAGGUCGAUGAGGAUGGCAGCGGUACCAUCGACUUUGAGGAGUUCUUGGUCAUGAUGGUCCAACAGUUAAAGGAGGACCAGGCAGGAAAGAGUGAAGAAGAGCUUUCAGAAUGCUUCCGUAUUUUUGACAAGAAUGGAGAUGGUUUUGUUGAUCGUGAGGAAUUUGGAGAAAUCCUUCAUAUGACUGGAGAAACAGUGACAGAGGAAGAUAUCGAUGAGAUGUUUGGGGAAUCUGACACAAACAAAGAUGGAAAGAUUGAUUUUGAUGAAUUUCUGAAGAUGAUGGAGAACGUCCAGUAA
This is a messenger RNA of Pelmatolapia mariae (spotted tilapia), 522 nucleotides long. RefSeq names its product troponin C, skeletal muscle. The coding region runs from base 1 to 522 and encodes 173 amino acids. Gene Ontology annotation, cellular component: myosin II complex. The record is from RefSeq and is a predicted model, not a curated record. Gene Ontology annotation, molecular function: calcium ion binding. NCBI's taxonomy places the organism in Eukaryota, Metazoa, Chordata, Actinopteri, Cichliformes, Cichlidae. The transcript has 6 exons.